This is a messenger RNA of Mesorhabditis spiculigera, 339 nucleotides long. The record is from the annotation of a GenBank genome assembly. Lineage: Eukaryota; Metazoa; Nematoda; Chromadorea; Rhabditida; Rhabditidae.
AUGUCAACUACCCAAUGCGAGCGAGCGAUAUCGGAAAUUAUGCCUUUGGCCGACACGGAAGGCGAUCUCAUCGAGCAAAGGCUCUCAGCCCUCAAGCCGCCCAGUCAAAUGUCUUAUACGGAAAUACGACGAGUCAUCGAGGAACUCCAGUUGCACUACGCAUCAAUUACACAACUCCACCACCAGAUUGACUCCUGCCUAUCCGACUGGGUCACGGCUAUUGAUGUAACAUCCCAGGCCACGCGUCAAAUGCUCGAACUAGAAUUCGAAGUGUAUCACGUCUCGAAAGAACCGAUGAACACCCUGGAACGCAUCGAACUUCUAUGCAGCCAGAGCGGU